AUGGGGGAGCAGCAUCAAGUCCAUGUCUGGGAGAACACCUACAUCAUGGCGCCCAAGGAUGACGAGAAGAUGCUGCCGUCGAAAGUCACGGCAGUCAUCAAGAACGUCAUGGAAAGCUACCUGCAGGACAAGGAGUACGCCGUAGAGGACGCAAAAGCUUGGACGUUGGACUUGAGCAACGAGAUCAAGGCCUCGGUCAAGCAAGACUUGAACAUCCCCCGCUACAAGAUCAUCGUGCAGGUCGUCAUCGGUGAGCAAGCCUCGCAGGGUAUUCGAGUGGCUUCGAAGUGCCUUUGGGAUGUGAACUCAGACAACUGGGCGUCAUACACCUUCGAGAACCAGUUCGCAGCCAUGGGGGAGCAGCAUCAAGUCCAUGUCUGGGAGAACACCUACAUCAUGGCGCCCAAGGAUGACGAGAAGAUGCUGCCGUCGAAAGUCACGGCAGUCAUCAAGAACGUCAUGGAAAGCUACCUGCAGGACAAGGAGUAUGCCGUAGAGGAUGCCAAAGCCUGGACGUUGGAUUUGAGCAACGAGAUCAAGGCCUCAGUCAAGCAAGAUCUGAACAUCCCCCGCUACAAGAUCAUCGUGCAGGUAGUCAUCGGCGAACAAGCCUCGCAGGGUAUUCGCGUGGCUUCGAAGUGCCUGUGGGAUGUGAACUCGGACAACUGGGCGUCAUAUACCUUUGAGAACCAGUCGCUCUUCGCAGUCGGCAUGGUCUUCGGGUGCUACUACGAGUAG
Messenger RNA from Symbiodinium sp. CCMP2456, 738 nucleotides. NCBI's taxonomy places the organism in Eukaryota, Dinophyceae, Suessiales, Symbiodiniaceae. The record is from the annotation of a GenBank genome assembly.